Messenger RNA from Meloidogyne enterolobii, 435 nucleotides. The record is from the annotation of a GenBank genome assembly. NCBI's taxonomy places the organism in Eukaryota, Metazoa, Nematoda, Chromadorea, Rhabditida, Meloidogynidae.
AAAAAAAUGUAUUCCUCAAAUAACAGUAAAACAAUAAAUUCCCCAACAUCAUCUUCUUCUUUUGAUAAUGAACAUAAAAGAGAAACUGUAGCUACAAUAGCUUCUCGUCUAAAUUUGGGUGAAGAUCUAACUUUAGCUUAUUCUUUACAAGAAGAAGAAUUUCGUUUUCAUUAUUCAAAUAAUAAAGAAAAACAUAAAAAUUUGUCAAAAGAUUUUAAAUUAAGUAGACAAGAACAGAUAGCUGAAUUGGAAAAAGCUGAAAAAGAAAAAAAAGAAAUUGCUCGUAGAGAUGAAGAAUUGGCAUUAGAAUUAACUAAAAAAUUUGAAUUGGAGGAAAUUAAACAAAAUGAACAGGCAAAAAGGGAUGAGGAAUUAGCUAGACAAAUAGCUAAUUCUGAAUUUAUUUCUGUCCAAAAAAGAGAAGAAAAAAUAUGA